Serendipita indica DSM 11827 is the source of this 1659-nucleotide messenger RNA. Lineage: Eukaryota; Fungi; Basidiomycota; Agaricomycetes; Sebacinales; Serendipitaceae. The record is from the annotation of a GenBank genome assembly.
AUGAGGACGCUAUCGCUCAGCCUCUGUUCUCUUUUAUCAAUACUAUAUUUAUCAUCAACUGCAUUCUCUGCUGCCGCCGACACAUUCCUUAACCCGCCUGGCACUGGAUGGAAAUCUUCGAGCACGGGAGAUAAUGCACAGCGAGUCCUGGAACACUCCCCAGUCAAAGAUACAGACUGUAGACAACCCCCACUCGGCCCUAUCGAAACGACGCUCUGCAACUACGAGACAGUAGAAAGUGUCAACGACGAGCUAUUCGAAACCCUCCAUCAGCUCGUGGAGACGCCAUUCUUUCGAUAUUACAAGGUCGACCUCUACAGAGAUUGCCCGUUUUGGGAAGACGAUGAUAAAUGUGCAAGUCGCGACUGCGUUAUCCGAGCCGUUGAUGAGAGCAAAAUACCCGCAAAGUGGCGAUCCUCUACUCUUUCCAAGGUGGAAGAACCUUCUUUGGAAUUGAAAAAUUCGCUGCCAGGAUGCUACUACCGAGAUUCGGAUUACUGUUACCAAGACGACCUUUCAGAAGGUGGCGAAUUUAUCGAUCUCAUUGAGAAUCCUGAGCGGUUCACUGGCUAUUCUGGCGCACCUGCGCGGAGCAUCUGGAAGGCCAUCUACGAGGAAAACUGCUUUGGUCAACUGAAGGAAGCCAUUCAGGCAGAGACUUAUUCUCCGUUAGCUAUGAACCCUCUACUCAAGUUGUCGCCGCCAGAGGAACGCGAACCGGAGGGUGAAUGCUUAGAGAAGCGUGUCUAUUACAAGAUCAUCUCUGGACUACACGCUAGCAUCUCUACUCACCUUUGCUAUGAGCAUCUCAACCGGGAGACUGGAGAAUGGGGACCGAAUCUCGAAUGUUUCAUCGAACGUGUCGCAUCACGCCCGGAGCGACUGCAAUACAUCUACUUCAACACGGUCAUACUUCUCCGAGCCAUCGCCCGUCUUGGACCGUAUCUCAACGCGUACGAUAUCUGUUCUUCAAACGAACAUAACGACGGUCACGCGCAAGAACUUCUCACUAAAAAUCAGAUUCGCUCUGUCAUCUCCAUCGCAGAUCGCGUCGGAAAGUUUGAUGAAUCGAUUCUGUUCAGAGGAGAGAAUGCGGUGCUCAAAGAAGAAUUCAAGCAGCACUUCCGCAAUGUCAGCAGCAUCAUGGACUGCGUUGGAUGCAGUAGGUGCAGACUCUGGGGUAAAGUCCAAAUUGGUGGGCUUGCUACUGCCAUGAAGGCACUUUUUGAGCUUGAUGAGAAGACUCUCGACUACAAAUCAAAUCCUCUCCUGUUACAACGUUCGGAAGUGGUAGCUCUGUUCAACACUGCCCAUCGAUUCACUGAAAGUCUACACUAUGUCGACGAGUUCCGUCGUCUAUGGGCGAUAGCGGAGAACCGAGAGGUUAUUAUCAAGAAGGUCGAGGAGAAUAUCAACAAACCACCAGAAGAGGCGAAACAGCCGCGGCCGUCGCCUCGCAUAGGUCACCCAGCCAUACCACGAAGGAGGCCUGCAUCCGAUUCGCUGUACGAUCGCUGCGUUUACAUCGCUCAAUUAUGCAAAGAUGGGUCGCUGCAGUGUGUGCGAACGAUUGCUUCGUACAUUGUUUCGUUUGCGCGGAUCGUCGCCAGCGCGUUUACGCUUUCGGGGAAGGAUGGAUUGCCGCAUGAAGAUUUUUAG